AUGCCUAGAGACGACUUGUCCAUCGACUUCGUCAAGAGGAUGCCUCAAGCCGAGCCCCUCGACCCGGGCUUGAUCCUUGACGACUGGAUCAACCGCGUCCAGAAUCUGCCCGAGGAGAUCCGGUUUAUGCAGGACGAAAUCGCCGACAAGGACAGACAGUACAACGAGUGCAUCCGAACCAUCGAGGACCGCGACGGCAAGAUACAAAAAUGGAUCAAGUCGAAUGGGAGCCACGAGGCGAACCCUAAGGAGGAAUUGCUGCGUGCUCAGAUCCGCGAUGCCUACGCUCGCGCCGACAAGAUCUCGCAGGACAAGAUCGCCCUCACACAGAGGCUACAAGCCAUCAUGGACAAACAUCUGCGCAGCCUCGACGUUCAGAUAAAGCUGCUCUACGACCGCGCAGAGCCUGGCUUCACCGACCCUGACGAGGUGCCUUCGCUCCUCCGGCCCAGCGCCGCCAACCACACCGCCCCGUCGAUCCGGCCCAUCAACCCGUCCGCGCACAUGGCCGCCGCUGGUCCUAUCCCGUCGCCCCUGAACCCAGCGCAUGCCUCCUCGAACCCAGCAACCACGCGCCUGCCCACGCACCCCAGCAUCCGGCAGGCACAAGCCCAGCAGACGCUCAACCAGCACCCAGCUUCAGCCCCCGCCACACCGGCUGCGAGCAUCAUCCUCAACCGACAACGCGAGAGCUCGGCCGGCCCUGCCACCAAGCGCGGCCCUCGAUCCAGCACAGGGCCCGGAAACGCGCCGGCAGCAUCGAGCGGACUUGCGAGACACUCAUCGUUGGGACCCGGCAUCUCCAAGGCGGGCCCGGGUGCUGGUGCCGGGGCUGCGGUUAGGGCGGGUAGUGCUGGUCCGCGUGCAGGCUCGGUCAAGGCGGGCUCAGCUGCCGGAAGCCGGCGAGGCACCCCGACUGCCACAGCACGUAAAAAGGCCCCCAACAAGUCGUCGCUGUCCCGAGUGAAGAAGGCGUCGGCGCGAAACUCACCUGCUUCGACGGCGGAUAGUGACCUGUCGGAAGCGGAGAGCAUGAGCGCCGGAGAAGAGGAAGAGGGUGCCGAUGGCCGUUCUGCGGGCACGCCGGCGGCCGACGGCAAAGACGCCGACGGCGACGAGGCUGUAGGAGACGCCGAAGACGAGGAUGAGGAAGGCGGGGACGAGAAGACCUACUGCCUUUGCCAUAACGUGAGCUAUGGGGAUAUGGUGGCCUGCGACAACGACAAUUGCCCCUAUGAGUGGUUUCAUUGGUCGUGCGUUGGCCUUAAGAGCGAGCCUAACGGGACGUGGUACUGUCCGGUGUGCACGGAGAAGUUCCAGAAGAAGAGCAAGUAG
This is a messenger RNA of Purpureocillium lilacinum, 1335 nucleotides long. The record is from RefSeq and is a predicted model, not a curated record. NCBI's taxonomy places the organism in Eukaryota, Fungi, Ascomycota, Sordariomycetes, Hypocreales, Ophiocordycipitaceae.